Molecule: messenger RNA, 1926 nt
Organism: Camellia sinensis
Lineage: Eukaryota; Viridiplantae; Streptophyta; Magnoliopsida; Ericales; Theaceae
Source: RefSeq, a predicted model, not a curated record
GCGGAAAUGGCUAAGGCGAGCGUUGAGGAACACGCCAAAGUAGUACCAUGUGCACCGAAGUCUGAAAAGGGUAAAAGGCAACUCCGCAUAUCAUUGAAGUCAAUUGUUGAGCUAGUUAACUGGUUCAACGAAGCACAAAAGCAGGCAGUCAUUGACAUUGGGUUUGCUGGCCUCCUGGGGAUGAAGUGUACACGUAUAGAUCACGACUUGUGCGCAUGGUUGGUACAGAACUUCGAUCCUGACAGUAGUUCAUUGAAUGUUCAUGGUUGUCAAGUCAGGCUCACGUGUAAGGCAGUUAAUGUUUUAUUGGGAAUACGGUGUGAUGGCGAUGACGUGCAGUUGGCUGGGUCAUUGGAAGCAUAUCCCAAUAUCUACGAUGAGGUUGGAGUUGUUAACGGAGUCAUUCCUUUGAACAAGUUGAGACUUUAUCUGACCGAGACUGCUGGUGCGGAGGACGAGUUUCGGCGGAAAUUUGCGCUGUACGUGUUGGGGGCCAUGUUGUGUCCUACCACAAUGAACAGGUUGAAGCCAUCAUUCAUUCAUGCUGUGAAGGACGUGAAUCGUAUGCGAGCUUGUAAUUGGUUGUUGUACCUUGAUUGUGUUUGUCUGAGCUCGACUACGACGCGGUCCACACCUCGGCUUCAUGAUUGGGGUGAUACCCAAAUACGGGAGACGCUGCGACGUAUCAGAAGGAAGCAAAAUUUCCUAACAAUUGCGGUGGAGUUUGAUUACAGUAACGCCAAUGAUGUUGACAUGGAUGCAUGCCAUGUCGAGAACCAACAAACAGGACAGUACAAUGAAGUCCGUAUGAGCAAUUUGGAGUCCGACAUUCGCGAACUGAAGGAAAUGAUGAAGCAAGUUCUCCACAACCAAACAGAUUUAAUAGAGAUGUUGCGACAUUUCAAAGGCAAGCAAGUUGUUGGCAAUGACAAGGUGAAAGGCAAUGAUGUGUGCAUCAUUAACCUCUUCUCCAAUGUUGCUCAACUGAAGGAAAUGCUGAAGCAACUGCUUCAACGUUUCAGUUUGGGCUGCAACGAACCGUUCACUGAACAAACCAAUUUACGUGAACUGAAGCAAAUGCUACACCACCUCAUCGAAGGUAUAUUCUCUACACCGCAACCGGCAGGCGUGGCCAAACAGGGUGUGGACCCUGCUGUUGGAGUCGAGGCGCAUGAGGAUGGCGUGGUCAAACCAUCGGACGAAGUUAACCCAAUGGAGUGUAAUAUUUCAGAUGUACAAGGGGUGGAUCACCAACAACAUAUUUUGAAGGGAACCUUGGCAAGGGACAAAAGUCAUUUGCAUGAUGGGCACAAGCUGAACAUCAAAGAAGGUGGGGACAACAACAAGAAGGAAGGCCUUCAGUCAGGGGAAACAUAUGAAACUGAAGAUAAAUACAGUCCUGACCUUCAGUCAGUGGGCGUGAAGAACGUGGCGUGCGAUGUGCAUACUUCUCCUACUAAGCUUGGCAAACCAUUGGGAGCAACUGGAAUCGUUAGAAGAAGUGCAAAGGGAAGACGAAAAGGAAAAGGAAAAGGAAAAAUGCGCGGAAGUGGAGUUCAAGCCACUGAGGUCGGGGAUAUGCAAUUGUGCAUCGAUAGCAAAACAAAUAGUGGAGUUGACGACAGCAGUUCACCUGUGGAUGUUGAUGGUGUGGACAACGUGAACAAGGACUCGUUGACGAUGUUGGACAGCGAAGGGUUGUUAUCGGCGGAGGAACAAAAACUUCUUCACUAUGUAUUUGACGAUAGCAAAAAUGAAAUGGACAUUGUUGUUUCCAUGAAUCUUCAUGGACGGGCAUGUGAAGUUGGCACCCGGCGUGACAUGCGCACGCUCAAACCAGGGUCAUGGCUAUCCGACACUGUAAGUGUUGGCUGCACAAAUAUGAAUCUGCGUUUUUCAGUACCCCUAACUCAGAAACCUUUCUAA